CUCCUGUCCAAAUACGACCCCCAGAAGGAAGCCGAACUCCGCAGCUGGAUUGAGGGACUCACAGGCCUCUCCAUUGGCCCUGACUUCCAGAAGGGUCUGAAAGAUGGCGUCAUCCUAUGCACACUCAUGAACAAGCUGCAGCCGGGCUCCGUCCCCAAGAUCAACCGCUCUCUGCAGAACUGGCACCAGCUAGAAAACCUCUCCAACUUCAUCAAGGCCAUGGUCAGCUAUGGCAUGAACCCCGUGGACCUGUUUGAGGCCAAUGACCUAUUUGAAAGCGGGAACAUGACACAGGUGCAGGUGUCACUGCUUGCGCUGGCAGGAAAGGCCAAGACCAAGGGGCUGCAGAGUGGUGUGGACAUUGGAGUCAAAUACUCAGAGAAACAAGAAAGGAACUUUGAUGAUGCCACCAUGAAGGCCGGCCAGUGCGUCAUUGGGCUGCAGAUGGGCACCAACAAAUGUGCCAGCCAAUCUGGCAUGACGGCUUACGGUACCAGACGGCAUCUCUAUGACCCCAAGAACCACAUCCUGCCUCCCAUGGACCACUGCACCAUCAGCCUCCAGAUGGGUACCAACAAGUGUGCCAGCCAGGUGGGCAUGACAGCUCCAGGGACUCGAAGGCACAUCUAUGACACCAAGCUGGGUACCGACAAGUGUGACAACUCUUCCAUGUCCCUACAGAUGGGCUACACGCAGGGUGCCAACCAGAGUGGCCAGGUCUUCGGGCUGGGGCGGCAGAUAUAUGACCCCAAGUAUUGCCCACAGGGUCCAGCAGCCGAUGGGGCACCAGUCAGUGGUGACGGCCAUGGCGAGGGCCCUGAGUACCUGGCCUACUGCCAGGAGGAGGCAGGUUACUGAGCACCCAAGGGUGCUGCUGGCUCCCCACAUAGGCAUCCAUGUGUGGGUUUGGGGUUUUGUUUUUUCUCCUGUGUUUUCAUUGUGUUGUUUUGUUUCUUGAAAUUGGGCCUCACUUUGUAGCCCUCUCUGUCCUGGAACUCACUGCAAUCAGCCUCCUGCCUCAGCUUCCUGAGGGCUGGGCAGACAAACCUUUGCUAGCUAUACUCCCUCCUCGCCCAUCAUGCCUUGCUUCCUUCCCAGGACUGACCCACGGGUAGGGAACAUUGGGGUCCUUGAUGGGGUUAGACAGACUGAGGGUUUCCUAGCAGACUGUGGGAGUGGCUGUCCCCAAAGAGUUGCCGGUUUCUUCAUCUCUUCAGUUUGUGCUUUGUGAACCCAUGGAAAUUGCAGACAGUUUCAAUGAAAGAAAACUUGGGGGCAAAGGUAUAAAGGGUGCAUUUGAUUUCCCAAGACCCUCAGACCUCACCCUCCCGUGCCCAGCGGGGAAACUGAGGCCUGGGACUGAGGGAGGCCAUACCCACACCUGCUGCCCUCCCUCCCACCUCUUCCUGAGCAGGCCUGAUUAGCUGCGCUGAGCCCGCCCCGCCUCCAAAAGUGCUGCAAGUGACCACAGGCGCCCCUGUGCUGCCAGAUAAUGUGAAGUACCUUGUGUGGACCAAAAACUAAUAAAAACCUCUGUUUCUAAGA
Messenger RNA from Cricetulus griseus (Chinese hamster), 1545 nucleotides. The record is from RefSeq and is a predicted model, not a curated record. NCBI's taxonomy places the organism in Eukaryota, Metazoa, Chordata, Mammalia, Rodentia, Cricetidae.